AUGGCAAACAGACAGCAACGCCCGGGCAGCCUCGACUUCCGCUCGCAGUCCUUUGACCCUCCUUCCUCCGCUAACAACACAUUCAACAACAUCAACCACAACAACAACCACCUCGGCCUCGGAAACCUCGCCAGCGCCAGCAUGAGCAAUCUGACCCUCGGCUCAGACCUGCCAAGCCCGCGCACCGGCGAAGCACCGCCCGCCCUCUCUCCUCUGGACGCCCUCGCCCUCCAGGGCCGCCUGCUCGCAAAGCGAUUCGAGCAGCAGGACAAGAAUGGACGUCGCAUGAGCCGGAUUGCACCUCUCACCAUCCAGAAUGAGUUCGGCAACCGCCCCGGAUACUUCUCGAGCAUGUCCAACUCGACCGUCAACUCGCCCAACGAAGACGCAGGCCCCGUCAAGUCCCCACGACCCGAUGCCUCCCCAAGGCAGGAGGUGUCUUCGGACAAACGACACCAGUCCUACUACCCUCAGUUCAGCAUGGACGAGCCCGAGAUGCAGUAUGCCAUUGGGCCCCUGCAAAGUCCCAUGGCCACCAUUGCCGAGGCCAGUCCUGCCACUCCGCCACAGGGCUACUUCGACAUCCCCAGGUCGCACUCGCCCGAUUCCGUAGAGCCUCACAUUGGCCUGCGCGAGGCCACACCCGUCAGCCCCCACGUCCCCGUUGCCGCGCCCUCGCACAUGUUCCUCAGCCCGCAGAGGAAGCCGUCUGGUGGCUCUGAGCACUCGCAACAGUCGCAGCCGCGGUCGCAACCACGCUCUAACCUGCUUCCCCCGCGCUCGUCUAGUUCCCUCCACUCAACCCGCUCUCCGCGACAGUCACCAAGCAUCCGCUCUGUUGCCGUCGGGUACGAUGAAGUCGACGACAUGUCCCUCAGCGGAUCCUAUGAUUCUCUACACCAGAACCGCAACUUGUCUCCCAGCUCUAGCCUGUCUCGGGCCCAGUCCCCCUUCGCGCCUGCUACAGGCCCCACAAUGAUACCACGCUCGCCGUCAGCUGCAUCUGACUACUCGGUCAACGGCUCCAGCCUGCCGCGCCCCGCCUACAACUUCUCGAGACCCAACUUCUCACGACCCACCAGCCGACAGAGCGUCCGUCCGUCACUAGACGUCCGGUCUGACGUCGGGCCCUCACGACAAGCGUCAGACGAGAGCGUAAACAUGCGACCCUCGUUUGACAAUCAGCUCCUACGACAGGACUCCAGUGACAGCCCCACCGCACACUACGCGAGUGAGCAAGUUCACACACCCGUCAGCAUGGUAAGCGAGGACUUCCGUCGGUCAGGCGACUUUUCCAGCAACCCAGCCCCCUCCUACACAUACACCAGGUUCAACCUGCCUCGCGGCCGAGCCGUCGACCGCAAGUCUGUCGGCAUCGAGGAUUUUUUCAAAAGCCAGAUUACAUGGGAUCAACCAGGCCAGCAAAACCCUAACCAGACUCAGGCGCGUCCCCCUUCACCCGAAUCUCCACCAAGGUCCUUUGACCAAGCACGCCAACAGCAGCAGCAACACGGAGCCCCGUCCCUUACCUCCAGCAACAGCACCAUCCGUGCGCGAACUGCUGGCUCAGUUGGCGAAGUCACGGCCCAGCAGCACUGCGACAUGGGUCUUGAACUCCACGAAGCUGGCGAAUUACUCAAGUCAACUUACCACCUCCGUCUCGCAGCUCGCGCCGGUCUUCCCGAAGCAAUGUUUUGGUAUGGUCUCGCCUGCCGCCACGGCUGGGGCAUGCGCGUAAACCAAUCUGAAGCUUUACAAUGGCUUCGCCGCGCUGUUGAUAGUGGACAACUUGAAGUCGCAGACGAUGAAGUACAACCCGGCACUACUGAUCUUACCAAGAAGAAGCAACAUCGUGCUCAGUACGCCGUCGCCAUCUACGAACUAGGCAAGUGCUACGGCAAUGGCUGGGGCGCCCCGCAAGACAAGUCGCUCGCUCUCCGUUGCUACGAAAUUGCGGGUAACUGGGGCGACGCCGAUGCGCUUGUUGAAGCUGGAUACUGCUACGCCGAGGGUGUUGGCUGCAAGAAGAAUAUGAAGAAGGCGGCCAAGUUUUACCGUGCUGCCGAGGCAAAAGGUGUUAGCAUGGUUGGCAACAGUUGGAUCUACAAGGAGAAAUACAUGGAUGAUGGUUCGGAUGAGAGGUCGGGAAGAUCGGCCAAGCAAGAUCAUUCUAGUGCGGAGAAGAAGGCGAGGGAUAAGAGUCGGACGAGGACUAUGUUUGGGAGGAAGAAGAGUGCGGUUUAG
This is a messenger RNA of Alternaria postmessia, 2244 nucleotides long. RefSeq lists its product as uncharacterized. The coding region runs from base 1 to 2244 and encodes 747 amino acids. The record is from RefSeq and is a predicted model, not a curated record. Gene Ontology annotation, molecular function: protein binding. Lineage: Eukaryota; Fungi; Ascomycota; Dothideomycetes; Pleosporales; Pleosporaceae. The transcript has a single exon.